AUGAUUGAUCCACUAAUGCUCGGUGUUGUUGGUGUUAUUGUUGUCGGAUUGGUUGCCGUUUUGGGUUACUUUUUCUCAUCGAAAGAUGAAUCGGAUUUCGAAAAGGUAUGCUUUUUAAAGACGUUUAUUGAUUUUUUGAGAGAGGAUUCGAGUAAACUUUUUCUAUCUAGAGAGAAGUUUCAGAAAAUAAUUCUCCUAUCUUGUUUACUUCAAAAUUAUCCUUGUGAAAUUGUACCUAAAAUUGUUGUUUCUAGAAUUUCCUAGAUUAUGAAAUGUAUUGAGUAAUACAUAGCUUUUUUGAAAGAAAAAAUCAUGUUUUUUUUAGAAAUUCCAAGAACACAACGGAAAUGCUCUCAAAUUAUUGAGCGAAAAUGGUAAAAAAGAGAAAAAACAACAACAAAAUCCACCAAAAGCGAAAGGCGAAAAGAAGAAGGUGAAAAAAGAGGAAGCAGCCACACCAACUCCACAAACCACACCAACAACUGAAUCACCAAAAGUUACUGUAACUCCUCCACCAAAAGUUGUUGCACCAAAAGUUGAGGAAGUCAAAGUUCAAGUUAAAGUAGUAGAGCCAGAAAUUGCCAAGAAAGUUGAAAGUGUGCCAGUUUUGAGUGAAAAUGUUGCACCAAAGAAGAAGAGCCCGAAAGUUGUGAAUUUGAAAGAUUUGGAUGCUAAGAAAUUGUUGGCAAAAUUGAAUAACACGGAAAAUUUGGAACCAGAAUAUGUUCAAUUUUUGACUGGAUAUUUGAAGGAUGUUGAUACACAGGUAACAAAAUAUUAUUUGAACUUCAAAAUCUUGUACUUUUCGCUAGAAAAAUUAUCAUCAAAUAAUUUUCAGAAAACCAAUUUAUCCAACGAAGUCAAAGCCGUUACCAAGAAAAUGAACGACCACGCCCAAAAACUUGACAAAUUGCAAAAAGAAAAAGGUUCAUUGGAAAAUAAACAACGAGAGGAACAAUUGAAAAGUGCAAAUUUGGCGGCAAAAGUUCAACAAUUGGCACAAUCUGAACAAAUUUUGAAACAACAAUUGGUUUGUUUUUUAUCUCGGAAAAUCUCAUUAAAAUCUCUUGUUUCCAGACAACUCUUUCUGCAACUUAUCAACGAAAUGAAACAACACUUUCACAAGAUUUAUCAGCCAUCAAAUCACGAUUUUUGGAACAAGAAAAAGAACUUGUUGCAGUUCGAUCUGCCAAUCAAAAACUUGCAAAAGAAGUUCGAACAGCUGCAAUGCAAGUAAAUGAGGCUGAUGUAACUAAUCUUAAAGCACAAUUCGGUAACUUCGAAAAAGUUUCGAAUGAAUUAAAAGCUGAUAUUUUGAAAAAGAAAGAAAUUAUUGAUCAAUUGGUGCAAGAUUUGGCAAAGAGAGAUUCGAAAUUGGCUGAAUUUGAAGGAGAAAAACAAGAAUGGUUGAAAAAAGAGAAAGCAUUGAAACAAGAAUACUUCAAUGUAUCAAAUAUGGUCAAAUCAUUGAAUGGUGAAAUUCAUCAAUUUGUUGCCUUGUAAGUUUUCAUUGUUUCAUUCAAAAUGAAAUUUGAUUUUUGCAGCAAAGAACAACAAGAAAAAGUGAUUGGAGAACUCCGCUUGAAAGAGCAAGAAUUCGAAAAAUACAAACAAGAAGAAGCGUCAAGAAUUGUUGAAAUUCCACGAAAUUCGCCACCACCACCACAAGUCCAAGAAGAGAUUUUUGAAUUGAAAAAGACCACAGUUGACUUGGCAGCCACACCUUCUUCAAGUAAAAACGAUGAAGAAUUCAAUAAAAUCAAGGAAGAAAAAGAGAAAUUGCAAGCUAAGGUUGAGGUUGGUUGAACUAUUUUGUGAUUCUGGUUAUCAACUUUUCAGGAAAAAAUAUAGAAUUUACCAACUUUUUCGAAAAGUCUAACCUAUAAGGUCGAAUUGGCUAAAAUAAUUGACAAUUUUAAUGAUGAUUUUUCUUUUUUUUUCGGAUUUCAAAAACCAUGAUUUUGUAGGAACUUCGCGCCCGAAACAUUGCUAUUCUUGAGAAAGUUGAAGAAGCUGAAAAGAAAUCGAAGAAACCAACAACAGAAUCAAAACCACAGCCCGAGUUUGAUAUCGAAGGAGAAAGAAAACAGGUUGUUGAAACUGUUGGAAAAUUGGCAGCAAAGAAGUUUGAUAAAUUGAAAGAUAAUAAGGUUGGUUUUAUUUUUCCCGAAAAUAUUCAAAUCUGAACAAUCAUGUUCAAAAAUACAGUGUUGUUUUCAUUUGAAACUUUCUCAAAGCCAUUGUAAAUCACCAAAUAUAUCUUCAUAUUUUUCAGGCUUACUCAAAAUGGCUUCAAGAUUCAGUGGCACAUGUUGAAAAACAAUUAGCUGCUGCACAGAAACGGCCCGAAUCUCAACCUCAACCUCAAGUCAUCGUCGAAAAUAACAACAAGCCAAUUCAAACAAAACCUGAAGAUGCUGGUUAUUAUCGAGGUGUUAUUCAAAAUUUGGUAAGUUUCACAAUCUUUUUAUAUUUAUCCCAAUAUCCUUUUUUCAGCUUGCUGAGAUUUCACGAAUCGAAAAAUUGGCUGUGUAG
Caenorhabditis angaria is the source of this 2535-nucleotide messenger RNA. NCBI's taxonomy places the organism in Eukaryota, Metazoa, Nematoda, Chromadorea, Rhabditida, Rhabditidae. The record is from the annotation of a GenBank genome assembly.